UUGUAAACUUUGCAGCGUAUUUUACGAAUAUCGUGUAGUUGGUAAAACGAUAACCAAAUUUUGAUGUUUGUCCUUACCAAAAAAUUGAUUACGGUAUCUCAAAUGAUUAGAUAACUUGACACUCGUAUUUAUUCAGCCAACUUUUAACGCCAGUUCGUGAAACAUGGAAGCGCUAAAAGCACGUGCCGACCUAAUAUCACACAUCCAAACCGUUUCAAAAGAAAACGGAAUCCAGAAUUACGUCAUUACCGAUGUGCAAACAAAUCAGAAAGGUGAGGGAUACCUCGGGCAAAUUUUCCUCGUCAGCAUCAAAGAUGCGAAGACCGAGAAACAAUUGGAAAUCGUGAUAAAAGCAGCUUUCACGGACGAGCAAGUGCGGGCAAUGAUACCUAUUAGAAUGUCAUUUCUAAAUGAAAUUUACUUUUACACUGAGGUGUUGCCAAGUUUUCAGAAAUUGGAAGAGAAGUGCAGACAAUCUACGAGUUUUCAAUUUGUGCCUAAAUGUUUGAAGGUUUCUUUGAAAGACCAAGAGGAGAUGCUGAUUUUGGAGAAUUUGAAAGCUUCUGGGUUUGAAAUGUUGGAUAAAAAGCUUACGCUGGAUGAAGAUUACGUUCGCUUGAUUUUUAAAACGUAUGGGCGGUAUCAUGGUUACUCAUUUGUUUUGCGUGAUCAGAAUUCUGAGGCGUUUGAGAGGAUCUCUCAAGGAUGCUGUAACGUUUAUGCUGAACUUUUAAAGAAUGAUUUCUUUAAUCAACAAAUGGCUGGAGUGGCUAAGUUGGCUCAAGACAUUUUGUUACCUGGAGAAGAUGAUGAAAUUAUCGAAAAAUUUGAAAAAUAUUCCGGUGCAAACUUGGCGGACACUUUCAAGGAUAUCGUAUCAAAAGAAGUGAAUGCUUAUUCGGUGGUUUUGCACGGAGAUUGUUGGAGCAACAACAUGAUGUUCAAAUACGAAAAUUCGUUGAACAAUAAAAAGCCCACAGACGUGCGAUUAAUAGAUUUUCAAGUGUUGCGAGCUGGUAGUCCAGUAUGUGACUUAUCGUACUGCCUAUAUUCUGGAGCAUCAAAGAAAAUAUUUGACAAUUUGAAUGAUUACCUGAAAAUUUACUAUAACAGCUUUUCAUCCUUUGUGAAAAGCCUGGGCAGUGAUCCUGAAAAGCUGUUUCCAUUUGAAGCUUUGGAGGAUCAGUGGAAGAAAUAUGCAAAAUUUGGCAUGAUGGUGUCUCUAUCGAUUAUAAGAAUGAAGCUGAUUAAUACUGAAGAUGUUGUCGAUUUAACCGAUGAACUUGAGGUGGAUCAGUUUGCUGAUGCUUUGGCGAAACAAAAAUUUGAUGAAGAAACUUACAGAAAGAGGACCCGAGAGCUUUUGUGGCAUAUGUCUGAAGUGGAUGCGCUUUAGCAGAAUUUUAUUAACAACUUGACAUCUAAUUUGAUCGGUACGAAAUAACGUUACGAAUUAUUCGGCUUUACACAUUUUCGUCUAAGAUAGGUACAUGACGCUAUUUUCUCUGCCUUAAAAUGUGAUAAGUUGAUAUAAUGUAAAAACGUUUCAAAUUAUAAUAAAGUAGUCAUAAAUAACUAAA
Molecule: messenger RNA, 1580 nt
Organism: Zophobas morio
Lineage: Eukaryota; Metazoa; Arthropoda; Insecta; Coleoptera; Tenebrionidae
Exons: 2
Coding region: 164-1396 (410 amino acids)
Source: RefSeq, a predicted model, not a curated record